Messenger RNA from Candida albicans SC5314, 1158 nucleotides. RefSeq lists its product as uncharacterized. The transcript has a single exon. Lineage: Eukaryota; Fungi; Ascomycota; Pichiomycetes; Serinales; Debaryomycetaceae. The coding region runs from base 1 to 1158 and encodes 385 amino acids. The record is from RefSeq and is a predicted model, not a curated record.
AUGUUGAUGUUGAUGCCAGCUAGAUUUGGCUAUCAUAUAGCAAAAAACAAUAGCUCGAUAUUACGACCUAUUUCUAUUUUGAGAUUCAAAUCAAAUGUUCCUUCAGCAAGGCAAAGCAAGAACAACUUACCAGCAGAUGGGAUUCCCAAAAAAUCAUUACCUUCUGAAGGAGAAUGGAAGCAUUUAAAAUUGCAUAUUCCAGGUGAGAAUGUGCAAACGAAUGAUUUGAAAGACAGAAUACCCAAAUUCCCUUUAGGAAAGGAAAAUGUACCAACAUUAUUACCACGUCCAGGAGUACCUCAAGUGGGUAAAAAUUUCACAUUUCGACAAGUUAUUGGGAUUUUGAAGAAUAAAACUCAACCGGAAUUGAUUUAUGAAAGUGAACCUCAUCGAUUGUAUUUUUUAAUGUGUUUUUGUGCAUCAAUCAUUUUUGCAAUAUAUGGAUGUGUGUUAUUUGAAUGGGCCACAUGGAUAGCCAAUAAGGAAUACGAUGAAAAUGAAAAAGAAGAGACCAAUCUAGCAAUUCGUAAACGAGAAUGGGCUAUAUCUUUGGCUAUGUACUUGGCUCCUUCAGCUGCAUUGUUUUUGUUGGCUUAUGGUGCCGCUCUUUUCCCAACAAAGCUUGUCAGAAGAAUCUGGUACUUGCCUGGACCAGUUGAACAUAUCAAAUUUACAUCGUAUCCGUUUAUUCCUGGUAGACCAACCCCGGCGUAUACUGUGCCAUUGGAAAAUUUAAAGAGGAAACAUGCAGCCAGAGUAUGGACUGGUAAAGGAUUUUAUGGUACUGCUGACAAAGGUUUUUUCUACUUUACUUUGUUAGAAACAUUACCUAAUGGGAAAACCAAGAAUUGGAUUGUGGACAGAAAGGGGUUCUUUUGGUCUGAUGGAAGAGUAUUUGAUUAUUUAUUUGGUAAAGAAACUUUGCAAGAAGCAGAGGCGGGUAUUCCAUAUGACAAACAAUUUGGUAUUAUAAAUCAAGAAGUGAAAAAGAAGAAACAACAAUUGAGGGAAAAGCAUGGAGUAUUAUGGAGAUACAAGAUGGCAGCUGAGGAAUUUGGUAAAGAUAUUAAAAAAUUGGGAGGUUAUAUUACCAAUUCAAAAUCAAUCGAUAAUAAAAAAAAGACAGAUAACGGAAAGCAAUUGCCAAAGGGGAAAUAA